ACCCGCCGGGACCGGCUGGAGACGUGACGUGCCUGGCCUCCGGGGGCCGCUGCUUCUCCUCUUCCCGCCGACGGUCCUCGAGUGAGCGGCCGGCCUUGCUUCCCGCGUGGGGCAGCGCGGACGGCGGGGAGGCGCCCGGGUUACCUGGCCCACAGCCACCUUUGGUCAUACUGUCAUUGCAACCUUUACAUGAUGGCAGAACCACUUAAUCUUCAACCUAAUGGAGUUGCAGAUGCAGAUCUAAGCAACAGGGUCACAGGAAGUUCUAUGGAAGACAAAACUGGUAGAGAGAACUGCAUAGCUGCAGCUGAUAAAGAAAAUACUGUGUCACAUUCAAACUGGAUUAAUGGGAAGCCAAAGAAAUUGCAGUAUUCCAAGAGUGCUUUUUCUAUUUGCUAUGAUAAGAGUUUCUUGAGUUUGUUAGUACCACCUCCUAAAAGGAGCACUUGCCAUCAUUGUGGCCUCUUUGGAAAGCUCAGAUGUUCACAGUGUCAGCAAACAUACUAUUGCUCUGCAGAUUGUCAGAAAAAAGAUUGGCCAGCACAUAGAGUAGUUUGUGAUCCCAUUAAACAGAAUUUAAAUAAUAGCAAAACCGAGACAGGAGUUUAUCUUAAGGAGAAUGAUGGAAUGAAGGCACUGCCAGCUUUUUUUCCUCAGCUCAUGGGAAAGCACUAUUCACUAACUGGUGUUGAUGUAUUACAGGAGGAAGUGAAGUUGAGUUUUGCUGUAGAUGUUGUUCUUCCAGAUUCUCAAGACUGCCUAAAUAAAGUUCCCUUAGAAAUGAAGUCUCAUUUAACUUCAGGAUAUGAUGCCAAGGGAGACUCUUCAAGAGUAACAGAAAACAAUUCAAAGGGAAGUGAAAAAAAUUUACCCGAGGAUGAGGACCCUCCUCACUGUGCUAAUUCAAUUGCCAAGUUUGUCUCUUUAAGUAUCGGAGAUGAAUUUUCUGGUGUGGUUUCCCACAUCCAAAAUCCAGACACCUUUUUUUGUCAGCGGAUGCAAAAUGCCCGUCAACUUGCUGAGCUUGAAGCAUCUCUUAAUGAAUACUGUGGCAAAUUUCCUGGUAGUCCAUCUUUCCGUCCUGCUGCUGGCAAUGUGUGCUGUGCCCAGUUCACAGAAGACAACCUUUGGUAUCGUGCUGCUGUUACAGCUUAUGCUUCUGAAGACACUGUUUUAGUGGACUAUAUGGAUUAUGGUAAUUCUGACUCUCUUCCACUGACCAGACUUCGUCCUAUAAUUCCAAGCUUAAUGGACUUGCCUGCUCAAGCCAUAAGAUGUAGCCUGGCAGGUGUAAAGCCACCACUAGGAACGUGGACCUCAGAAGAUAUUUCUUACAUGAAAAAACUGGUGAAAGACAAAGUGUUGACAGUAAAAGUAGUGGAUAAAGAGAGUUCUAGAUCUGUGGUGGAGCUUACAGAUGCAUCGGGUACUCCAGCAGUAAAUAUAUCGAGCCUUCUCAUCGAGGAGGGCUGUGCAGCUGAGAAACUGAGCAUGGCCUUACCAGCAGCCAGAGGGAGUGAUGUUGAGCAAGCCAAUGAGGACACAAUGAACAAAAGAACGUGCAAGUGGAUUGAAUUAACUCUUAACCAAACACUCAGUGUCAUAGUGUGUACAGUGUACAAUCCUGGAGAAUUCUACUGUCAGAUUUCAAACAGCCAUGAGUUACUUGCUCUAAAUUCACUUAACAAAUCAUUAUCUGAAUACUGUCAGAAAACACCACCAGAUGUUCUUGAGCCUGAGAAUGGAGACCCUUGCUGUGCUUUUUACACUGAGGAUGGUAACUGGUACCGUGCUGUGGUGCAAAACAUCACUUCAGAUGGAAGUGUUCGAGUGAGCUUUGUGGACUAUGGAAAUUCUGAGGAAGUACCGUUGGAUAAUAUCCGACAGAUCUCACCCUCAUUCCUAAAACUUCCAUUUCAAGCAAUUAAAUGCUGGCUCUCAGGUGUAAAGCCUGGAAAUAGCAAAUGGAAUCCAGAAGCUACAGAAAGAUUUCAUAUGUACACUUCAGGCUUAGAGCUUCAAGCCACAGUAAUUUCCCUUUCUGAAGAUGGGGCAGGUGUAGUACUUACUGACAAAUCCACAGAUUGUCCAAAAAUUAUCAAUGAGAUGCUAACUUCAGAAAAACUGGUAGUAAAAGAAGUUCUACAGGAUAAAAAUAAGUUUCCAAAUAUGUCUGUUGAUCAAAAAGCAGCCUCACUUGGGCACUGGAAGUCAAUUGAAUUGGCUGUAGAUGAAACCAUGUCUGUGUGGGUAACAGAAGUUGUAAGCCCAGACUUGUUCUAUGCUGUACCAGUUCCAAAUAAAGGUCAAAAGGAGCUCCUUAAGGAGCUGAUUUCACUGGAAGACUAUUGUAGAUCUUGUAACAAACAGCCCUUCCAGCCAAAACUCGGUGAAGCCUGUUGUGCUCAGUUUUCAGGUAAUGGCAAUUGGUACAGAGCUGUUGUUCUGGAAGCUUCCCAGUCUGCAGUGAAAGUACUGUAUGGAGAUUAUGGCAGCACAGAAACUUUACCCCUUUCAAAGGUGCUGCCAAUCACUGAUUCCUAUUUAAAGCUGCCUUUUCAGACAAUUACAUGUUCACUUGCAGGAAUACAGAAAGCUGAGUGGUCUCCAUUAGUGCUUGACAAGUUAAAAAAACUAUUACUGAAGCAAUAUGUCACAAUUACAGUGAAAGAGAUUAAUGGAAAUGUUAAUUUAGUAACAGUGGAGAAGCCCUUUGACAAUGGUUAUGUGAAUGUAGCUGACAAACUGCUAAAGGAGGGUUUGGUCAUGGCGUGCAGCGCUGAAAGCUCACAUCCUGAACAUCAAGGUGAUGGAGGUGAGACCAACUGCUGCUGCGCAGAAUUAAAAGUGCAACUUGAAAAGCAUAAACAAGUCCUACUCUUCCUUUUGAACAAGUUUGGGAAUCCAGAUGGAUUCGCUGAUAUGAAAAAUCUGUUGGAGAGCUAAGUCUCUGACGUGCACCAUUUCAUUUGCAUGUCCACCAAGUUGCUGCAGUUCCUUUUUUAGAAGAUCAAGAGCACCAGCUUAAAAAUGAGGGUCACUUUGUAGAAACUGCUGUUGAAGUACCUUCAUUUAUCCUGUAAGCUUGGGUUGUUACUGUGACGCUAGUAUGAAACUUAGAGGGUUGCAAAGCUGCGAGCUAAAAUUUCUGUUCUGUUCUUGUUUUAUGCCACCAUGUGCUACUAAACUUUUUGCUUGUAUUUUCUUGUUGAAUGCACAGAAGUUUGUGGAAUGGUCAUUACAUUGUGAGUCUGUUCUGCAGAUUUGCCUUUAAAAUUAUUGUAAUUGUAAGGCUCGCUUAACUUCAGUACAAUUUAUAUUACUUGAAAAACUGUAUCUUUUUUUGAUUACUCGUCUUUCAGCCUAAUUUCAGGUCUGAAGUUACAUUGAGAUUUGUUCUUCAUUAAUUUGAUUUCAGUAUCAUUAAAGGUUGAAUGUUGUCUUGGACUGCAUACAGUCCAAGUCUCUAAAAUCAGUAAACACUUAACUGUGCAUAGUUCUUUCUUUACACUUAAGGCAUCAAUGCUGUAUAUAAUAUGCAUCUGUGAAUGUUAUUUUGAAAUUAAUUGUAUUGCUGCUGUUUUGUGUGUAGCUACAUUAUCAGGUUUUUUACCCCAUCAAGUUUUCACAUUAUAAUAAAAAAGACCCAUUCUGGGCUGUGACAAAAAUACUGAAUCAAAUUAUUGAGAGAUUUUUCAGUAUUUCUUCAGUUGAAUACCUAGUUGUCAUUUCUGACUAAUUCAGGAAUGUCAGAUUGUUGUUUGUGGAACACAGUAGACAUUGCUGAUUGAAAUUGCAGGGUCAGCUUUUUUGUCCACUUAAAACACAUACUUCAAGUCUGGGCUUUUGCAGAUUGGAAGAGUCUUGAGAUUAAAAAUGUUGCAAAAUAUUUUCCUUUGACUUAAUAUUUCAUUACUCUUAGAUUGCCUCAGAUUUUUUUCCCUGACUCUUAGUUUUUGUUGCAUCCAUAUUCUUGCAGUAACUAAUAAUGAGAUGAACGCUUGCACUUCAAUUUCUGGAGUUCUGUUCAUGCCUCUGGUUCUGAGCCGUGACUGUGGCUUUGCCAGGUGUCCUUUGACUCCCUGGGACCAGAGUGGUUUGCACAAGCCUUUGCCCCCAUGCAGAGCACCUCACUGAUGUUUUAGUACUCCCACAUCUCUUGUUCGCUUGCCCACAUCCUCUUGUCUCCCUGCCCUUAGUGCAUUUCAGGUGAGUUCGGCUGCAGUAGCCAAAAGCAUUUCAUAAUCAGGACAUAGGAAAAGUGAAUCUUUGCUUGUUCUACUUGGAUAAGAAAACAAAACUGGAAAGCAGUGGUUGGUGCUUCACAAAGGCAUGUAAAAA
Molecule: messenger RNA, 4341 nt
Organism: Hirundo rustica (Barn swallow)
Lineage: Eukaryota; Metazoa; Chordata; Aves; Passeriformes; Hirundinidae
Gene: TDRD1
Product: tudor domain containing 1
Exons: 22
Coding region: 190-2946 (918 amino acids)
Biological process (GO): spermatogenesis
Source: RefSeq, a predicted model, not a curated record